Messenger RNA from Scheffersomyces stipitis CBS 6054, 1752 nucleotides. RefSeq names its product maltose permease (gene MAL4). NCBI's taxonomy places the organism in Eukaryota, Fungi, Ascomycota, Pichiomycetes, Serinales, Debaryomycetaceae. Gene Ontology annotation, biological process: carbohydrate transport; transmembrane transport. The transcript has a single exon. Gene Ontology annotation, cellular component: membrane. The record is from RefSeq and is a predicted model, not a curated record. Gene Ontology annotation, molecular function: carbohydrate:proton symporter activity. The coding region runs from base 1 to 1752 and encodes 583 amino acids.
AUGUCGACUGAGUACGUUGAAGACAACAAGAACCCAGAUAAGUCAACCACAGUUGGCUCUAUCACCAAAAAAAUUCUUUCAGAUGACUCUUCCACCAACUCGGUAGACGACUAUGUCGCCAAGUUUUUGGACAUGUCAAAUGAAGCCAGAGAAAAUGAUAAUAAAGAAAAGAACAUGCCCCUCAAGGAAUGUUUGAGGACUUUCCCUAAGGCUGUUAUGUGGUCUAUCAUCCUUUCCACUGCUAUUGUUAUGGAAGGUUAUGAUACCAAUCUUUUGAACUCUUUGUUUGGUUUCCCAGCUUUCAACAAAAAGUUUGGUCACUUUGACGAAAGACUUGACAGAUACAUUAUUGAAGCAAGAUGGCAAACUGGUUUGAACAUGGCUUAUAACUGUGGAUGUGUUGUUGGUCUUACAAUUGCUGGUUUUUUUGCUGAUAUCUUUGGUUACAGGAAAACUUUGAUGACAGCUUUGGCUACUUCCGUCGGUUUGAUCUUUCUUCAAUUCUUUUCUCCAAAUAAGGAGGUCUUAUUGCUUGCUUACGUUCUUUUGGGUAUUAACUGGGGAUCUUAUCAGACUUUAACUGUCACAUACGCUUCUGAAGUUGCACCAACAACUUUACGUGUGUAUCUUACUACUUAUGUUAAUGUGUGUUGGGUGUUUGGUCAGUUAAUCUCUUCUGGUGUCAUCAAGGGAGUUAGUAGUAUAAAUGACAACCCUAACUCUUACAGAAUUCCGUUUGCGGUUCAAUGGGUGUGGCCCAUCCCAUUAUUUAUUGGUGUCUACUUAGCUCCUGAAUCCCCCUGGUUUUUGGUCAAGAGAGGUAGAAACCAGGACGCCAAGAACUCUUUGAAGCGUCUCUUAUCUGAAAAUCCUAAUUUACCUGACAAGGACGCAUUGGCUCAAGCUAUGUUGACCAAGAUUCAAAUGACUGUACAAGAGGAGGACUCAGACGACCAAGGUUCAUUCAGAGAAUGUUUCAGGGGUACCAAUUUCAGAAGAACCAGAGUCGCUGCUAUGGCUUGGAUGUUGCAAAGUAUUACCGGUUCAUGUUUGAUUGGUUACUCUACUAUUUUCUAUCAGCAAGCUGGUUUAGCUGUUAGUAUGUCUUUCAACUUCUCGAUCAUCCAAUACUGUUUAGGUAUUAUUGGUACAGUCGGAUCCUGGUUUCUUGCUCAGAGAGUAGGUAGAUUCAAAAUCUACUUCUAUGGUCUUUGUGCAAUGUUUGUUAUCUUAAUUAUUGUUGGUGGUUUAGGUGUUUCCAAUUCCAACGGUGCUAAGUGGGGUAUUGGUACGCUCUUGUUGAUUUUCAACUUUGUAUACGAUUUGACAAUUGGUCCAAUGGCUUACUGUAUCGUUGCCGAAAUUCCUUCUUCCAAGUUACGUACAAAGACAGUCAUGCUUUCCAGAAAUUUGUACAACGUUGCCAACAUUAUCGUUGGUAUUGUCACUCCAUACAUGUUAAGUCCUACUGCUUGGAACUGGAGAGCAAAGACUGGUUUCUUCUGGGCUGGUUUCGCACUUCUUGGUUGUGUCUGGGUUUGGUUUGAAUUGCCUGAAACCAAGGACAGAACAUAUGCUGAAUUGGAUGUCUUGUUCCAGGACGGUGUUAAGGCUAGAGAUUUCAAGCACACCGAAGUUGAAGUUUUCGAUGCCGGUAAGUUGAUGGAAAAGUUCGGUGAAAAUGGAAUCAAACAUUUUGUAGAACAUGUUGACAACAAGGAUGACAACAACGAAAUCUUUGAAAAAGCUUAA